Messenger RNA from Debaryomyces fabryi, 2283 nucleotides. RefSeq lists its product as uncharacterized. Bases 1 to 2283 code for a protein of 760 amino acids. The transcript has a single exon. The record is from RefSeq and is a predicted model, not a curated record. Lineage: Eukaryota; Fungi; Ascomycota; Pichiomycetes; Serinales; Debaryomycetaceae.
AUGAGUUUUCACUUAGUGCCCCCGCCAGUAUCGAACAAACAAAACAAAUCCAAACUGAGCUCAAAUGAAAAGAUACCCAAGAAAACUACAAUUUCGACUAAUAUAAAGAUCCACGGUAAUCCGAGGCCCCAACUACGGACAACAAAAUCGUCAAAUAGCAGCGUUUCUAGUUAUUCGGACCACACACCUGAAAUAAGGAACAAAAAUGGUGCAGUGAAUGCGGAUGAAUUAUCUAAGAGUUUGUUGGGAUUAAAAAAAUCGAUGUCGUCUCUAUCGUUGUCUCACAAGUCAAAGAAGAAGAGCAAGAAUAGCGAAAGUCAAGGAUCAUAUACACCGAUAUCACCCAGAAACAACAGGAGAAGUAAGCAUGAAAAUGCCGGAACUUCAUCUAAUGGAAGUUCCUCUCCAGUAUUGAAUCGUUCGAACUCUUCGAGCUUGUCUAAUUUGAAGGCUGCGCAUUCACGGUCGGAGUCUCCAUCUAUGCCGCAAUUACUUUCAAACAACCAAGCUAAUACUAAUAUAGCAAGUGCACGCUAUAUGGACUUAGAUUACAUAAGUCGUAUAUUAGACAACUCCGAUUUACAACGAUAUUCAUCUCAUAGUCGUAGCGUAAGUGCAGAUAACGGGAACAAGAAGAAAAUAGAUGCUAUUGAUUUUAAGCCGAUUAUAGACCUUUCGAUAGUGAAUUCAUAUGAGAAAAUGAAGGAACACAUGGUUUUUCCUACCUUCCACGUUUUGAAAUAUCGUAACUUUCUAAGCAUUCUAAGUGAUCAUCAUCAGAAUGAUCCUAUUAGUUUUGCAAGUGUGAGAAAUCAUUCCCUAAUAAAUUUCAUAGCUAGUUAUAAAGGAGGUAAACAAGAACCGGAAAACUUGGAUGACAAACAAAAUGAUGUAACAUAUUAUGAAACUUUGUUAGGGACAGAAUUGUUACGCUCAAGAAGCAUAUUUCGAGAGUUGAUAAGACGAGACUCUGCAAAAAUUGAAAAUAAAUCAAAAAUUAUAAACUGUGAAGAGUUAUUACAAUUGAAUCUAUCCAACUACGUUAGGUUUGUUCUUGAUUUGCCCGAUGAAAUACCAGUUCCUUUGGAACAAUUAGACAGUAUUCAGCGCACACAUUAUAAAUAUAAAGAAUUGUUUAAAAAAAUCGGGCAUGUAUUAUAUUUGAAGAAUAAGGAAGUUGGUGGAGAUGAAAACCCUGAUUCUGGUAACGCUUACAUUCUACAGACAAUCAGAGAAGUUUCAUACGAGUACAUUUUACUUGAGAAAUAUCUUCUUCAUAUCUUUACGAAGCUUGGUGAUAAUUCGUUGAUUCAAAGUAGAAAUCUAAAUGUUUUGUUUGAUAAAUUUAAUAAUAAAAUGCAAAUGAAAGAUAGCGAAUCAAUAAAAGUCUUGCAUUAUAACGCAUAUUUCAGUUCUCAAUAUUCAUGGUAUUUAUCAAUUACUGCUCCAUUUCUAAGAGUAGUUGAAAUGAACUCUUAUUCGGAGAAUUUUGAGCUUGUUAAUAAUUAUGAUAAUUACUAUAAAAAUUUCAACGAUGUCAAGAAAGUUUCGUUUAAAAAUCUGGAUUCCGACCUUUACGAAACGUACUUCAAGAAUCUAGGACUCAAUGAUUAUUUGAAAUAUCGGUUAAUGACGCCGGAAAAAUUGGUUGCAUUACAGAAGUCUAUUGAUACAAUAGCACAAAAGUUGAAAAGCUACAAGAAAUUAGAAUCUGAUGAUAACAUAUCUAACUGCAGUCACAAGCCUAUGAACUUUGAAUACUAUACAGAAUCUUUAGCGACUAUAUCCUCCGAAACUUUUCAUCUUAUUCAAUCGAGAGACUUGCCACUUCAGUUGACCCUCAAUAAUUACUCAGUAAUAUUAAAAGAAUUCCAUAGAAUAUUGCAAAAAGAUGGGAUACUUGAAAUUCCGUUUAUACAACUAACCCGUAACAAGGUAAAGGAAACCUUCCAGCAAAUGCACGAUUUUUCCAAAGAUGAGGGAUUCAUGAAUUUAAAUUUACUAGAGCAAUUUAACAUGAUUCCAGACUUUUUGAAAACUAUAUUAGCGGAAUUAUCUCGUAUUUUUGGCAAGGGAAAUGUAAAAUAUCAUGUGUCACUUUUGAAUAGUAUUGGUGAAUUAAACUGCUUCUUGGUUAAGCACAUAUGUUUUCAGCUUUUUGAAAUGUUUGGUCGUUUGGAUGAGUACUGUUCAAAAUUUACCGAUGUGGACGAUAUGAGCUUGCGUGAUAUUAACGAAGAAGGCAUGUAUUAUUUUAUAUAUAUAAAGGCCCAAAAGAAAUAG